Messenger RNA from Lobosporangium transversale, 2361 nucleotides. RefSeq names its product glycosyl transferase family 21-domain-containing protein. The record is from RefSeq and is a predicted model, not a curated record. NCBI's taxonomy places the organism in Eukaryota, Fungi, Mortierellomycota, Mortierellomycetes, Mortierellales, Mortierellaceae. Gene Ontology annotation, biological process: glucosylceramide biosynthetic process. Gene Ontology annotation, cellular component: membrane. The coding region runs from base 295 to 2334 and encodes 679 amino acids. Gene Ontology annotation, molecular function: ceramide glucosyltransferase activity. The transcript is spliced from 3 exons.
CGAGUUGAAAAACCCUUUCGGUUUCAUUCUUUCCAACAGCUCUUCAUCUCAUCUUCCCUUCUGAAUUCUUAACUUUUCCUCUUUUUCACAACUUGAUACCUCUAUGACAAUCUAGAAUCAGAAGAGGAGCAAUUCACACUUACACCUUUAUACCAAAACUUAACAAUUCAUCUUUAAUUGUCUAUCUUUCACAAUUACUCUCGUAUACCAUCAUAUACCAUCAAAUACCAUCAUAUACCAUCAUAUAAUCUCGUUAGGAGUGUUUAUUACUGCUAUUACUAUUAGUUCGCACUCAUGUACAGUCUCGACGUAGCAGGAGGGCCUGCGGUUGCAUUCUCCUCAGUUGCUAUACUACAGCAACAACAACAGCAUCGACCAUCUGUUUGGGAGCGACAUUCGAAUCUGCAGCUUGCCUGUAUGGUUCUAUCCAUCUUUCUCUGGUUCUUUUCCUUUACUGCUGCAUUCUGUGCAAUUAUGAUCAGUCGAUGGAGGUACUCUGGUCAACAUAAACGAUCAAUAUCUUCCGGGUUGCCUAAAGAACAAGCUCCAGGAGUCACCAUCAUCCGGCCACUGCGUGGUAUCGACUGUAAUAUGUAUGAGAACUUGGCUUCUAGUUUUAGACAGAACUAUCCACGUUUCGAAAUAAUCUUUUCAGUUGCGAAGGCCAAUGAUCCGGCCAUUGCGGUUGUCAAGGAUCUUAUGGAGGAAUAUCCAAGGGUAGAUGCCCGUCUCAUCAUUGGGGAGAGAAACAUAGGCAUCAAUCCCAAAGUCAAUAAUAUGAUCCGGGCCUACGAGAGUGCCAAAUAUGACAUUGUAUGGGUUCAGGAUUCGAACGUCUACGUAGAUCCAGGAUGCAUGGGACGCUCUGUUGACAAAAUGAUGAAACCAGGCGUCGGACUCGUCCACCAUCUGCCAUUUGGUGUCGGACCAAAAACUCUCGGUUCUGAACUUGAACUCAUGUUCUUGGGCACUGUACACGCUAAAAUGUACCUCUUUAUCAACUGGACUGGAUUGGCAUCUUGUGUUGUAGGCAAAUCCAGCCUCUAUCGUCGAUCGGACCUGGACAGGGUGGGCGGAUUAGCAAAGUUUGGGAAAUAUAUGGCAGAAGAUAAUUUGAUUGCAACUGAGAUCUUCAACAUGGGAUACAAGCAUGAGAUGACUAGUGAUCUGGCCUACCAGUCUUUAGGUUCCAUGACACCUUCAGAUUACUUUUUGAGGCGUGCACGGUGGACAAGAAUUCGCAAGUACACCGUCACAGCAGCGACGAUUGUGGAGCCAUUCAUUGAAAUGAUCGGAUGUGGAUUGGUGGCAUCAUAUGGAUUUAACUUGCUAUGGCAGACUCAUUUCCUCAACUUUUUGGCAUUUCAUAUUGUUAUUUGGUUCCUGGUUGAUUUGUCAAUGUUUCAGGCUCUAUCUGGAGUGAAAGUUGAUAAUUUAAGAGGGUUUUUGAUGGCAUGGAGUUUACGUGAGCUUGCGGCUUUGCCUUUGUAUAUUUAUGCGGUUGCAGGAUCCACAGUAGACUGGCGUGAUCAACCAUUCUUGUUAAAGAGAGACGGAACAGUAAUACCGCUCGCUCUCGCAACGCCCGCUACAUCUGUAACAAGCGCAGGAACUUCUGUAGAUCGUACGAACUCGUCGGUCUCAGCUUCUUAUUCUGUGCCAUCAUCACCUACUUCAGCAGCAUUUGCCCAACUUGCCAAUACGGUCGUUCCGCCUUCAGCCCAGACAUCGCUCCGUAAUUUCUUCCGCCGACCAGCUGUUAUUUCGGUUGUCAGCAGUAUCCUGGCUGUGAUUCAUUUCGUGGUCGACAUUCUGAUCAAGAGUCAGCGUAAUGGAAAUGAAGAAGAGGAUGAGCAAAGAUCUGAAGAUGAACUCAUUGAGGAGACGCUUUAUACUAGAGAAGAGAACUCGGAGGCAGGCAUCAGAAAUGGUACUCGAGAUGGCCCUGUGUUGAAACUUCAAAAAGUGCCAUUGAAUAAGAAGAGUUCCUAUCGAUCCAGUAGUGGUAGUUCAGAUGCUGGCAUUGAUGGCUCGAGAGCCGAAUACAGGAUGGCAAAGGAUGACCUUUACGACGCUGAUGAUAGCAGCGCGGCCGAAAAUGGGACCUUACCAAGACGAAGCGCACGUAUAAAAAAACGACUGCAGCUGAAGGUGGUUGAGCAAGACCAUUCGCAUGAUGUUGGUAGUUCACCAUUGCAUCCGAGAGAGAAUGGGCGUCGUUCAACAGAUGAAGAUGCACUGUCCAAGGCUGUGGAGCCAUACCUGUCGGAUUCAUUGAGCCGCCGCGGAAGAAUUCGGCGCGAACUCUCUUCCUCUUCCCAAUACUUAAGCUAAUAGAUCGUCGAAGCAAAACUCGAUGCU